Molecule: messenger RNA, 3429 nt
Organism: Trichomycterus rosablanca
Lineage: Eukaryota; Metazoa; Chordata; Actinopteri; Siluriformes; Trichomycteridae
Gene: pafah1b1a
Product: platelet-activating factor acetylhydrolase 1b, regulatory subunit 1a
Exons: 11
Coding region: 343-1575 (410 amino acids)
Biological process (GO): establishment of mitotic spindle orientation; nuclear migration; microtubule organizing center organization
Cellular component (GO): neuronal cell body; microtubule associated complex; cytoplasmic microtubule
Molecular function (GO): dynein complex binding; microtubule plus-end binding
Source: RefSeq, a predicted model, not a curated record
AACAACGGUAGCCGCUAGUAGCUAACCAAAGGGAGAGAAGGCACGGAGGUAGACCAAAAAUUUCAGGUCCCCCGGCUUACCUACAUUUUAUUGUAUAUCAGUUGACUGUGCUCCGUGGAUACAUAUAUAGUGGUGACACAGUAUGAUGCAGGGCUAGUCUGACCAGUGGAUGUUUGCAGGCAGUCUUUGGUGUUUACUGGAGCUGGUCUGUCGGGGCAUAAGACAGCGUGAGCGGCACACAUCCCUGUAAGACAGCGCCUGUGCCUAAUUGGUGAUCUUCUGCCAGGGAGACGGCAGCUGCAACACACCUUAACCUGCUCCCAUUUUCAUCCCACUGCCACCAUGGUGCUGUCCCAGAGACAACGAGAUGAACUAAAUCGAGCAAUAGCUGAUUACCUUCGUUCCAAUGGAUAUGAAGAGGCAUACUCAUUUUUCAAGAAGGAGGCGGAAUUAGACAUGAAUGAAGAGUUGGAUAAGAAGUACGCCGGCCUUUUGGAAAAGAAAUGGACUUCAGUAAUCCGAUUACAAAAGAAGGUGAUGGAAUUAGAAUCAAAGCUUAAUGAAGCAAAAGAAGAGAUCACUUUAGGAGGACCAAUUGGACAAAAGCGAGACCCCAAAGAAUGGAUCCCCCGCCCCCCUGAGAGAUAUGCUCUUAAUGGCCACAGGAGUCCUGUCACAAAGGUCAUCUUCCAUCCUGUCUUCAGUGUCAUGGUGUCUGCCUCAGAGGAUGCUACAAUAAAGGUAUGGGAUUAUGAGGCAGGAGACUUUGAGCGUACCUUAAAGGGCCAUACAGACUCUGUUCAGGACAUCUCCUUUGAUCAGACUGGAAAGCUGCUGGCCUCCUGCUCAGCAGACAUGACAAUUAAACUUUGGGACUUCCAAGGAUUUGAGUGCAUCAGGACCAUGCAUGGGCAUGACCAUAAUGUUUCGUCUGUAGCCAUAAUGCCCAAUGGAGAUCAUAUAAUAUCUGCUUCAAGAGAUAAAACCAUUAAAAUGUGGGAAGUUGCCACUGGAUACUGUGUGAAGACGUUCACUGGUCACAGAGAGUGGGUGCGUAUGGUACGACCUAAUCAGGAUGGUUCCCUGAUUGCCAGUUGCUCAAAUGACCAGACAGUGCGAGUGUGGGUGGUGGCCACAAAAGAAUGCAAGGCUGAACUGAGGGAACAUGAGCACGUAGUAGAGUGCAUCUCAUGGGCUCCUGACAAUGCCAGUCCCACUAUACUGGAGGCCACUGGUUCAGAGACUAAGAAAAGUGGAAAACCUGGACCUUUUCUUUUGUCUGGAUCGAGAGACAAGACUAUCAAAAUGUGGGAUAUCAGCACUGGCAUGUGCCUUAUGACACUGGUUGGGCAUGAUAACUGGGUGCGUGGAAUGCUUUUUCACCCUGGUGGAAAGUUUAUAGUGAGCUGUGCUGAUGACAAGACUUUAAGGAUCUGGGACUACAAAAAUAAACGCUGCAUGAAGACCUUGAGUGCUCAUGAACAUUUUGUUACCACUCUGGAUUUUCACAAGACUGCUCCGUAUGUGGUCACUGGAAGUGUAGAUCAGGCAGUAAAGGUGUGGGAGUGUCGCUGAUCCCCCAGCAGGACAUCAUGGCUACCACAGCCCUCACCCCGACCCAUCUCACUCUCUUCUCUGUCUUUCCUGGAUGCACUUGACCACCAUGGUUAUGACUUACCUAGCUCUGGAUUAAUAACUGUUGUCCUUUUAUGUAAAUUAUUCUGGAUGUCAAGCUAUUAAAUGUUACACACACAAAAAAGUAUUCUUGCAUGGUAAAUCCAAAAUUGCAUACUGUAAAUUUGCAUAACGUUGUCUAGAAGUAUCUCAGGCUGAACUUUCACUCAGCCUUAACCUACAGAAGGCAUAAACCGAGCAAGAUAAUUUAGGCACUAAACAGAUAAUUUAAAGACAACAUCGUCUUUGUCUGUCUUUAUUUGGAUUGUUUUACUUUUGUUGGUCUUUUUUUUAAACCUUGACUUUGCUUUCCAUAUUUGUUUAUUUUUCUGUCACUGUUGUAGUCUGUUGGUGGAUAGCCUGUUGAAGCUUUGAGGGGGGAGAUGACAAAGAAAUUCCUAUAAUCCCUACAUAGAAGAUUGGUUGUCUGGGAGUUUUUUUUUAUUGGAAUAAUCUGUAGCCUUGUAACACCAGUAUGAAGUGUGCUAAUAUUCUCUUUCUCUCUGGAACUAGAUGAUAUUUUACCAGCUGCAUCUAAAAAAUUAUUUAAGCCAUUAUGUGGUGACAUUGGGAAAUUAAUCUUUGUACCCUGGUCAUGGCGUGUCCUGCUGAGGAAACCUUUUGACAAGAUGUAAUGUUUAAAAAGUUUAAAAUGCCUGUCUAGUUUCUGUGUAUGUUGGGCAGCAAGGCAUAAUUGGACAGCAAGACAUAAUUGGACAGCAAUGCUUAUAUAUCUGUGAGAAUAUAAACUACAGAUUAACCUCAGAGAUGAUUUGUGACUUGUUGGUUUUGUUCAUAGAAGCACUUCAGAAUCUACUAGUGCUAAAUGGUGACUUACUGAAGCACUUGAUUUGCCUUUUGGUGCUCGUAUAGUUCAGUGAAGCUCUGAUAGUUUGCCGUUAUAUUAAAAUACAUUUUAGAGCUUGUGUUCUUGGAAUUUAUCUGUUUCAACUCUGUAAGAAUCAUGCCAACCUAAUUUAUCCCAGCAGAGCAGGUCUUUCUGUACAGAACUUAUCCUCAGUUUGGACACAAAGUGCUAUGAAUCUAACAAAAAUACAUGACGAGGGCUCAAAGUGUUUCCCAGUGUUUUGUAGGGGAUGUGCAAAUACUUUUGUUUGUAUGAAACAAAACAGAUGGUGGCUACGUCCAAGAAGUUAUGCCAUGUUUUGCAAACAUUUGCUACCGUUAAAACGGUCUGUCUCUGUAUUAACUAAUAAAUUAAUGUAAAGGAAUCUUAAUGGAAUGCUAAUGGCGGUUAUGCUUCUGUGUGUCUGAUACUUCUCUGGGAAGACUUGAUGGUUGUUCCUGUUUAAAGGGAUUUUGAUGUCGUUGUCCACAGUGGCUCUCUCUCAACAUGGCACAGUCGGCCAGAGAGGAGCAGGUUGCUAGUGACAUGGCGAACAUCCCAGCAGGAAAGUACCACAAGUUUUAACCAAUUGCUUAUGUCUUAUUACUGGCACAUUCUCUCCUGUUGAUCUUUCAAUAUGUGUGGGUCUUUCAAUAUGAACCAUAGCCACUCUGGGAAGAGUAGAUAAAUAAACCAUUUUGCAGCUUAAAUAAAGAAAACUGCCUUUUUUGACAGUAAAGCAAAAACGUUAAAGAAUGAAGAAACCUUGCACAUCCCUGUUCUUAGAUCUUUAGUCCAUUCCGACUCAUGGUCUAAGCGAUUUAGGUUUUAUUACUAAAUGCAUAAAUCAUUUUAAUAACCCUUUUCAUUACAAUGCAAUUAUAUAAUAAAGAAUUCCACUGCUUGAA